ACAGGCCCUACAGCAAACCUGCAGCAUACUAAACUGAAUCCUGUCUGCUUUUCUCAUCAUCAUAGGUUGAUGCCAGUAAACUCUUAGCAUGGAUGUAGAUCUUGUGGUCAACAGCAGCAGUGUUGACCCCAUACAUCCCUGCUACAUCUCAGACAAUGACACUUACAUGUUUGCACAUAACCCCUCUGUUAUAUGUGUAUCUUUGUACAUUUUCCUUGGAUUACUGUCUGUAAUCACUGUCUGUGGAAACUUUCUUGUAAUAUUUUCCAUCAUUUAUUUCAGACAGCUCCACACUCCUACCAACUACCUCAUUCUCUCUCUAGCUGUCGCUGACCUGCUUGUCGGGGUCUUGGUGUUCCCCUUCAGCAUGGCUUUCACCGUCACUACAUGCAUGCACUAUGAGAGUUUGUUCUGCAAAAUACGCGACAGCUUUGACGUCACAAUGUGCACGUCCUCUAUUCUCAACCUGUGCUGCAUCUCCAUAGACAGAUACCAUGCGGUGUGCGAGCCACUGACAUACAGGACGAAAAUAAACGCUCGGGUAACCGGGAUGAUGAUCCUGUUCAGCUGGGGUGUUUCUGUCCUAAUAGGAAUUGGCAUCAUUGUUGCGGGAUUCAGCCAAGGCGCAUGUGAGGACACAUGCUCUGUUGACAUUAUAGUGGCCAACACUAUGGGACCUGUUUUCUCCUUUUACCUUCCAGCAGUCCUAAUGCUAUGCAUUUACUUUAAGAUUUUCCUGGUUGCUCAGAGACAACUGAACAGCAUCCAGAGCACAAACGGCCAGAGCAUGAAGUCUGGAGCAACAGCCAGCAGGAUGGAGAGGAAGGCCACCAAAACCCUAGCAACUGUGAUGGGAGUGUUUCUUUUAUGUCUCACUCCCUACUUUAUCUGUGUCGUCUUCCAGCCAUUAUACUACGAACCGCCACCACUUCCUGUGAUAGAAACACUGAACUGGCUUACGCUGUCAAAUUCAAUGCUGAAUCCUUUGAUUUAUGCCUUCUUUUACAGCUGGUUCCGAUCAGCUGUCAGGACGGUCGUCUCAGGAAAGAUAUUCCACAGCGAUUCAGCCAACUCCAGAUUAUUUUGAUAUUUAUAUAUUGUUGCAGUUUACAUAUUGGGAUUUUUCUAAAUAAUGAUUAAUGAUAAAACCAUGUAACAGGGGUAAAGUUUUGAAAAAAGUACUUAAUCUGUUUUUAUUUGCAUAAAGAAGCAGCCUGUCAAGAACUAUUUGUACCUUCUCAAUUAUCAGUGCAAAGCUCUUUAAUCACAUUACGUCA
Poecilia reticulata (guppy) is the source of this 1277-nucleotide messenger RNA. RefSeq names its product trace amine-associated receptor 1-like. Lineage: Eukaryota; Metazoa; Chordata; Actinopteri; Cyprinodontiformes; Poeciliidae. Gene Ontology annotation, cellular component: membrane. Gene Ontology annotation, molecular function: trace-amine receptor activity. Gene Ontology annotation, biological process: G protein-coupled receptor signaling pathway. The record is from RefSeq and is a predicted model, not a curated record.